Rotaria sp. Silwood2 is the source of this 363-nucleotide messenger RNA. The record is from the annotation of a GenBank genome assembly. NCBI's taxonomy places the organism in Eukaryota, Metazoa, Rotifera, Eurotatoria, Philodinida, Philodinidae.
AUGAAUAGUGUGUGCAUGAAUGAUGGACUAUUUCAUGGUGAUGUUGGUCUUAUGUCAUAUGCUCUCGCAUUGUUAUUUAAUUUAACAUUCGAAAUGAAAAUAUUUUAUCAUUUAAAAGAAAAACAAUUUUAUAAUAUAUGCGAUCAGAUAGUCUAUGCAAAGGAACGAAUAAUACAGUUUGCUUCACAUACACUAUCUGUAAUACUUAAACAAGAAUAUAUCGAUACAAUAAAUAGUCCAACAACAUUGGCACGUAACUAUAUAUUUUUUAUUGAACACACAAUCGAUGAAAUAUCAUUAACAUAUCAUGGAAUUACAUUAAACGGUGUAUUAACCAAUCUUGAAAGUAUGUGUAAAAUUUGA